Messenger RNA from Andrographis paniculata, 3542 nucleotides. Its product is annotated as glycine dehydrogenase (decarboxylating), mitochondrial. The record is from RefSeq and is a predicted model, not a curated record. Gene Ontology annotation, molecular function: pyridoxal phosphate binding; glycine dehydrogenase (decarboxylating) activity; glycine binding. The transcript is spliced from 15 exons. Bases 183 to 3299 code for a protein of 1038 amino acids. Lineage: Eukaryota; Viridiplantae; Streptophyta; Magnoliopsida; Lamiales; Acanthaceae. Gene Ontology annotation, biological process: glycine decarboxylation via glycine cleavage system. Gene Ontology annotation, cellular component: chloroplast envelope; glycine cleavage complex; apoplast.
CAUGUGUAUAUACAGGCACAUACACAAACGUGCGUAUGUGUGUGUGUUUUCUGUAUAUAGAGGCAGUGAGUUGAGUUGCACUCUCAACCUCCCCUAACAACCCAUCUUCUCUACCCACCUUAGAUCAGGGCGCACUACUGCACUGCACUGGUUCUUCCCCAAUUUCCUUGAACCGGCCGUUAAUGGAGCGCGCCAGAAAAUUAGCGAACCGGGCGAUUCUGAAGCGCCUGGCGUCGGCGUCGAAGCAGCAGCAGCACCACCAAUUCCGCAGAUCGUCGUCGAGGUACGUCUCCUCUUUAUCUCCCAGCGUCAUUCAAUCCCCCAAUAAUGUCUCCAAUCUCCGGCGGAGCUUCGCGCAAUUCAACGCCGCUCGAUCCAUCUCCAUCGACGCCCUAAAACCAAGCGACACCUUCCCCCGCCGCCACAACUCCGCCUCGCCGGAGGACCAAUCGAAAAUGGCGGAGUUCGUCGGAUUCCAGUCCCUCGACGCCAUGAUUGACGCCACCGUUCCUCGAUCUAUUCGCAUCGAUAAGAUGCAGUUCCCCAUCUUCGAUUCCGGAUUAACUGAAUCCCAAAUGCUCGACCACAUGUCCUAUUUAGCUUCCAAAAAUAAGGUUUUCAAAUCCUACAUAGGGAUGGGAUAUUACAACACAUUCGUCCCCCCUGUAAUCCUUCGAAACAUCAUGGAGAAUCCCGGCUGGUACACUCAGUACACUCCCUACCAGGCCGAGAUUUCGCAGGGCCGACUGGAAUCCCUCCUCAAUUACCAGACCAUGAUUACGGAUCUCACAGGUCUCCCCAUGUCCAACGCUUCCUUGCUCGACGAAGGCACUGCAGCCGCCGAAGCCAUGUCGAUGUGCAACAACAUUCAGAAAGGGAAGAAGAAGACCUUUGUGAUUGCCAGCAAUUGCCAUCCCCAAACCAUCGAUAUUUGCCAGACUAGAGCCGAUGGAUUCGAUCUUAAAGUUGUUGUUUCCGAUGUUAAGGACAUCGAUUACAAGUCGGGGGAUGUCUGUGGUGUUCUUGUUCAGUAUCCGGGGACUGAGGGCGAGGUUGUCGAUUAUUCGGAGUUUGUAAAGAAUGCUCAUGGUAAUGGAGUGAAGGUCGUGAUGGCGACGGAUUUGUUGGCUUUAACUAUGCUGAAGCCUCCCGGCGAAUUUGGGGUUGACAUUGUCGUUGGCUCGGCGCAGAGGUUUGGAGUUCCGAUGGGCUAUGGAGGCCCUCAUGCUGCCUUUUUGGCGACGUCGCAGGAGUAUAAAAGGAUGAUGCCGGGACGGAUCAUUGGAGUUAGUGUUGAUUCGUCGGGGAAGCCUGCUCUUCGUAUGGCGAUGCAGACUCGGGAGCAGCACAUUCGCCGCGAUAAGGCCACGAGCAACAUUUGCACAGCUCAAGCGUUGCUUGCGAAUAUGGCUGCGAUGUAUGCUGUUUAUCAUGGACCCGAAGGGCUUAAAACGAUUGCGCAAAGAGUUCAUGGUCUUGCGGCAGCAUUUUCUGCAGGGCUGAAGAAGCUCGGGACUGUGGAAGUUCAGGACCUGCCUUUCUUCGACACGGUGAAGGUCAAAUGCGGAGACGCGAAGGCCAUUGCCGAGGCUGGUUACAAGAAAGAAAUAAAUUUACGGAUUGUGGAUGACAAGACUGUAACUGUUUCUUUUGAUGAAACGACCACAUUAGAAGAUGUUGACAAGCUGUUUGAAGUCUUCGCUUCCGGAAAGCCUGUUCCAUUCACGGCUGCAUCUCUUGCUCCGGAUGUUGAGAAUUUGAUCCCUUCCGGCCUCGUGAGGAAGAGCCCUUAUCUAACGCACCAAAUAUUCAACUCGUUCCAUACCGAGCACGAGCUUCUUAGGUACAUUCAUAAGCUUCAGUCCAAGGAUCUGUCCUUGUGUCACAGUAUGAUUCCCUUGGGAUCUUGCACGAUGAAACUAAACGCCACCACGGAGAUGAUGCCGGUCACAUUCCCUGCGUUUUCAGAUCUUCAUCCUUUUGCCCCAGUCGAGCAGGCUGCCGGCUACCAGGAAAUGUUCAAGAAUUUGGGUGAACUUUUGUGUACAAUCACUGGCUUCGAUUCUUUCUCUUUACAACCGAAUGCUGGCGCUGCUGGAGAGUAUGCUGGACUGAUGGUUAUUCGCGCAUAUCACAGGUCUAGAGGAGACCACCAUCGCAACGUAUGCAUCAUUCCAGUGUCGGCGCACGGCACAAACCCUGCAAGCGCAGCCAUGUGCGGGAUGAAGAUCAUCACAGUUGGAACGGAUUCUAAGGGAAACAUCAACAUUGAUGAGCUGCGAAAGGCUGCAGAGACGAAUAAACAGAACUUGGCUGCACUUAUGGUUACGUAUCCUUCGACACACGGAGUUUACGAGGAAGGGAUUGAUGAGAUCUGCAAGAUAAUUCACGAGAAUGGCGGCCAAGUUUACAUGGAUGGAGCUAAUAUGAAUGCUCAGGUUGGUCUGACGAGCCCUGGGUUUAUCGGUGCUGAUGUUUGCCAUCUCAAUCUCCACAAAACGUUCUGUAUUCCUCAUGGUGGAGGCGGCCCGGGCAUGGGGCCUAUUGGGGUGAAGAAACACUUAGCGCCGUUUCUACCAUCGCAUCCUGUGGUAGCUACGGGAGGCAUACCAGCGCCGGACGAGUAUCAGCCGCUCGGUUCCAUUUCAGCUGCGCCGUGGGGAUCUGCGCUCAUUUUGCCCAUUUCAUACACGUACAUUGCCAUGAUGGGGUCGAAAGGAUUGACUGAUGCAUCGAAGAUAGCCAUCUUGAAUGCCAACUACAUGGCUAAACGUUUGGAGAAGCAUUACCCUAUCCUUUUCUGCGGUGUGAACGGGACAGUAGCCCAUGAGUUCAUUGUAGACCUGAGAGGAUUUAAGAACACGGCUGGAAUUGAACCCGAAGAUGUUGCGAAACGUCUCAUGGACUACGGUUUCCAUGGACCGACUAUGUCGUGGCCAGUUCCCGGCACACUCAUGAUUGAACCGACUGAAAGCGAAAGCAAGGCGGAGCUGGACAGGUUCUGCGACGCGCUGAUCUCUAUUAGGGAAGAAAUUUCGAUGAUUGAGAAAGGAAACGCCGAUGCUCAAAACAAUGUUCUCAAGAGCGCUCCUCACCCGCCGUCUCUUCUGAUGGCUGAUGUUUGGACAAAACCGUACACCCGGGAAUACGCCGCCUACCCUGCUCCAUGGCUCAAGGCUGCCAAGUUCUGGCCAACGACAGGGCGCGUGGACAAUGUGUAUGGCGAUCGCAAUCUGAUCUGCACGCUGCUGCCGGCGUCUGCGACGGCCGAAGAAGCUGCUAAGGCUGCCACUGCCUGAGAGCUGAGUUCUUGCUCUGGUCUGGACUGGACUGUACUCUGUUGUCUGUACAUAACCAACCUACAUUAUUAUUAUUAUUAUUAUUCCUUAUUAAUGCUUCGUCUUCCACAACGCACGUUCUUCUUUAUUUACAUUGCAUAAAUAUAAAUGUUGCUGCUGCCGAUGAUGAUGACGAUGAUGAUGACGAUUAUGAAGUACUUAGACAUUAUUAUUAAUAUCAAUUAUUGUUGAUCUUCCCUCCCA